CGAAUUGAGUUGCAAAGUGAACUCUAAAGAAUUACUGAUUUUAAAAGCUUUUUUACGCUUUUUCAAUCUGCUCCAGAUCAGCAACCGAGCCCAGCAGAGUUGAAGCUGCUCCCGUUUAUUGAAUUAAACAGUAUUCGGACUUCACGAUGGCAUUGACAACUACUAAUCUGGAAGGAACGCUUCCCUUGAUUGCAAAGGGAAAAGUCCGCGACAUCUACACCGUCGACGACUCGACCUUGCUCUUCGUUGCUACCGACCGUAUCUCGGCUUAUGACGUUAUCAUGAAAAAUGGCAUUCCUGAAAAGGGAAAGCUAUUGACUCAAAUCUCAAAGUUCUGGUUCUCGAUCCUCGCCGACGUUUGUCCCAACCACUUCAUCACCUGUGACGUCUCGUCCCUUCCCGAGCCUGUCCAGAAAUACAAGGACCAGCUCGAGGGCCGCAGCAUGCUCGUCCGCAAGUUUAAGAUUUUGCCCAUCGAGGCUAUCGUUCGUGGAUAUCUCACAGGAUCAGCGUGGAAGGAAUAUAAGAGCAAAGGAACCGUCCACGGCAUCAAGGUCAGAGAAGGUAUGCGCGAAAGCGAGGCCUUCGAUACUCCGAUCUAUACUCCGAGUACCAAGGCCGAGCUUGGGGAGCACGAUGAAAACAUUCACCCUGACGAGGCUGUUAAGAUCAUCGGCGAAGAGAACGCAAAGAAGAUUGCUGAAUUGGCAGUUAAGCUGUACGUCAAGGCCAAGGACUACGCCGCCGGGCGAGGAAUUAUAAUAGCCGACACAAAGUUCGAAUUCGGUGUGGAUGAGAGCGGCAACAUCGUGCUCGUUGAUGAGGUUCUGACUCCGGAUUCCUCGCGCUUCUGGCGCGCUGACACUUAUGCCCUCGGACAGGGGCAGGACAGCUACGAUAAGCAAUUCCUUCGUAACUGGCUCACUUCUAACGAUCUCGCGUACAAAGAUGGUGUCGAGAUGCCCGCUGAGAUUGCCGAGAAGACUCGUGAAAAGUACAUUGAGGCCUAUGAGCAGCUCACUGGCUCCAAGUGGGCAAAUUAAGCUAAGCAUGGUUUUCGAGAGUAGA
Molecule: messenger RNA, 1068 nt
Organism: Myxozyma melibiosi
Lineage: Eukaryota; Fungi; Ascomycota; Lipomycetes; Lipomycetales; Lipomycetaceae
Exons: 2
Coding region: 147-1043 (298 amino acids)
Biological process (GO): 'de novo' IMP biosynthetic process
Cellular component (GO): cytoplasm
Molecular function (GO): phosphoribosylaminoimidazolesuccinocarboxamide synthase activity
Source: RefSeq, a predicted model, not a curated record